AGCCUCUGUCGAAACGUUCGCGAGCCAACGAUCGACGGAGGUGCCGAAGUGAUCACGAAUACGAUCUACUUUGUUGGGUACAGCAUCUCGUUGUUCACGCUGAUCGUCGCUGUCUCUAUUUUUCUCUACUGCAAAGAGCUUCGAUGCGUCAGAAACAACAUACACACGAAUUUGAUGUUGACCUACAUCCUGGCAGACCUGAUGUGGAUUCUAAACAACGUGAUGCAGGUCUCCAUGCAACCGGACGUGCCGACGUGCGUCUUCUUCCUGUCCAUGCUGAACUACUUUCAACUGACCAAUUACUUCUGGAUGUUCGUGGAAGGGCUGUAUCUGUUCCUGCUGGUCGUGAAAACUUUCACGGGCGACAACAUCAAGCUGAGGCUGUGUAUCAUUAUAGGCUGGGGUAUGCCGGUCCUCUUUAUCGCCAUGUGGGCUAUCGCCAAGUCGUUGGAUCACAACGUCACGAACCAUCCAAACCAGGAAAUCGCGCUGGGCAAGCACUGCCCCUGGAUGGUGUCGCACGCUUACGACUGGUUCUAUCAAGCACCUGCCAUUUUGGUCUUGUGCAUCAACGUCGUCUUUCUCUUCAUGAUCAUGUGGGUGCUGAUAACGAAGCUGUGGUCGGCGACGAACGCAGAAACGCAGCAAUAUCGAAAGGCGAGUAAAGCGUUGCUCGUACUGAUACCACUUCUUGGAGUAACUUACGUACUAGUGUUAACGGGGCCGACGGAGGGUCAGGUUGCUAAUGCAUUCUCCUACACUCGAGCCGCGUUCCUUUCUUCGCAGGGCCUGUUCGUUGCGUUAUUUUACUGUUUUCUAAAUACCGAGGUGCAAAACACGGUGAAACACCAUAUCGAACGAUGGAGCACAGCCCGCGAUCUGGACACAGAAAGAAGAUUGUACUGUCCACCGUCGAACCCGUACAGAAAAAGGGACUCGUCCGUAAGCGAGACGACCACAACGACCGUGAUAGGAUUAAACUCGACGACCACGUUCCUAGAUAAGUCGAAAAAGGCGAUUUCCGAGGAUCUGAACGAAUAGGGACGAUUCUAAUUCCAACGAUGAUCCAGUUGGAACGAUCAUUAAAACUAUUAUCAACACGUUGAAGAUGUCGUCGAGCGAAUCAAGAUUUUAAGAGAUGUUUAUUCUUUUUCCUCGUUUGUUGCCUCCCUUUUUUGUAUCAGCGAGAUACAAAGGAUGGAAACAAUCCCUUGAGAUGACUUCGAAGGAAGUUGUCGUUUAGAAAACAAAUGAAUUAUUGCUAAUUUUAUAAAUAUCGGGAAAGGAGAGAGGACAUAGAGAGCCCGAGAGGAAAAAGAGAUUAUUAUUAUUAUAUAUAUUGGGAAAAUAAAGUUGAAAAUUAGUUUCAAUGAA
Molecule: messenger RNA, 1374 nt
Organism: Frieseomelitta varia
Lineage: Eukaryota; Metazoa; Arthropoda; Insecta; Hymenoptera; Apidae
Gene: Dh44-R1
Product: diuretic hormone receptor-like
Exons: 9
Coding region: 175-1041 (288 amino acids)
Biological process (GO): cell surface receptor signaling pathway; adenylate cyclase-modulating G protein-coupled receptor signaling pathway
Cellular component (GO): plasma membrane
Molecular function (GO): peptide hormone binding; G protein-coupled peptide receptor activity; diuretic hormone receptor activity
Source: RefSeq, a predicted model, not a curated record